CGGCUAGGAAACAUUCCUUGUUACAAAGGGGGUUUUUUUUAUUCUAUGUUGGGGGAGUGCGUGGUUGGGUUUUUGGAUGAACAAAAGGUGUUCUUUAUAAUAAUAUCAUUAUUAUUAUUUUGGGUUCAUUGUUGGCAUGUGGUCGGGCAUUCCGCAGCUGGUUGAUUUUUUUUUUUUCUAAAGUAGUAAUUCAGUUUUUCCUUUGUGUUAUUUUCCGUUUGGAUUUGCCGUAUUGGGAUUGGGAUUUUGGUAAGUCCCGCUCUCUCUCUCUCGCUUCUUUUUUAUAUAAAGAGUAGAGUUGGGGGGUUUUUCUCCCUACUCUUGUUUUCUGUUUGGCCGUCCAACGCUAGUGUCGCUGCCUUCCCUUGUCUACCUACCACACACACACACACACACACGCACGCACACACGCACACACACACACACACACACACACACAAGUUUUCGAUAUUGGAUAACCCGUUCGUGACGGGGCUUGUAUUUGAACAAGGAACGAUAAAGUGUACCGUCUGUCACGACUACCAUGGCGAUUCGGGAUACUGUUCAACUGGGGAUACAUCCUCGGGGCCGCCCUUUACGGAUUCUAGUUGCAACAGAGUACCUACCUCCAUAUGUCUCUGGUAUUGCGAAUCGAUUCAAGAACCUUGUCAAGGGAUAUCGAGAGGAAGGGCAUGAGGUGACGGUUGCGUCGGUGGCGGGGACAGCGUGUGAUCUUGUUGUGCCGAGUGUUCCCAACUUUUUUUAUCCGGCGCAGAGAAUGUUUUUUUUCCCUCCCCUCUUACUUCUCUGGCAACUUUGUAAUCCGUUCCGUCCAGUCCCUUACGACAUUGUCCAUCUCGUCUCACCACUUUGCCUCCCGUUGGUCCCACUCACCCCCCUCUUCAAGCUCCGAGGUGUCAAGAUUUACGUCUCUUACCACGUUUACAUGGAAUUCUACAAAAAAGCAUACUUUUACAACAAGACAUGGCUCCAUAAACUUGUCGGGGAUGUCAUUGAAAAGAUUUAUACAUGGAUUUAUUUUGUUCCGUUAGUUUAUUUGGCGGAUUUGGUGGGUGUUCCAUCUCGCACGGCGGAUUCAGUUGUGUAUCGUUUUGCCAAGCGGAUUCAUUUUAUGAAGAGUGGAUUGGAUACCAAGGUGUUUGUGCCAAAGGAGGAAGGGACUAUGGAUGGAUUGCUGAGCGGUGCAUUGGUGAGGGAAGUUGGGAAAGAGAACGGGUUUCGAAAGAGUACUGGAUCGAGAGUCAAGGAUGUUGAAGAGUUUUUGCCUCCGUAUUCGGCAGAGGAUGAGGAAGUGGUUGAAGCAGCAGCGAUACCAUCUCCAUCACCAUCGGGAUCGAAUGGACCGAUAUUGGUUUACGUUGGCCGGUUGGCUCCCGAAAAGAAUGUUCAGUUUCUCAUUCGUGCCUUGGCGCAUCCGACUCUCCAAACCGCGUCCCUCGUCAUCGUAGGCGAUGGACCCUCUCGAUGGCAAUUAGAACAACUCGCACAGAGCACAGUCGGUGAAUCACAUGUAUACUCGAAUCCCCCUCCUGCGAGUACUCGGAGGGAUCCGUACAGUGCUCUCUCGCUCGCACCGGCUAUGGCAGCCAGCACCGCCAUACAUCGCGUCAUUUUCACAGGGAUGGUCCUCUCCGAACGUGAGAUUGCUCAGUACUAUGCCCAUGCGGAUAUCUUUGUCUCUGCAUCAGCGUCAGAAACGUUUGGAUUCACGGUUGCGGAGGCUCUGGCGUGCGGAACACCUGCCGUGGUGGUUCGGAGUGGUGCCUUUGCGACAGUGUACAAGUGUAUUAAUCAGUGGAUGUUUGAUGAGGAUGAAGUUACGGAUUUUGUUGACAAAGUCGUGACAUGUUUUGAGCAAGGUGUGGAAGCGAGACGCAUGUCGAGAAAGCUGGCUGUUGGCAUGUUUGGGGUUCGGUUGGCUGUUGGGGAUUUGUUGGGUGCUUAUGAUAAGAUUGUGAAUGGAGAAAGCGAAGGCACGAGUCAAGUUUGCAUACAAUAAAGGAAAAACAUGGUCCGAGAAGGGGGUCCGUGGGCUCUACGAAAACACUUUUUGAACAAACCAAUUUAGUCUUUUACAUUUUACAAGUUUUCAUUUGUUGUCCAACUUUUUUUUUUUUUUUAUAUAACUUGUAUUAGUUUUAUUUCACCUAAUUUCAAAUAUACUAAUACCCUAUGG
Spizellomyces punctatus DAOM BR117 is the source of this 2176-nucleotide messenger RNA. RefSeq lists its product as uncharacterized. The transcript has 2 exons. The record is from RefSeq and is a predicted model, not a curated record. Lineage: Eukaryota; Fungi; Chytridiomycota; Chytridiomycetes; Spizellomycetales; Spizellomycetaceae. Gene Ontology annotation, molecular function: glycosyltransferase activity. Bases 524 to 1999 code for a protein of 491 amino acids.